AUGGGAGGAGGAGGAAGCCUUUACUGCUUCUCAUGCGUUACGCCGAAUACCUACGAAGUGGGAAUGGUGGCGGCCAUGGCGAAACUGAAAGUGGGCAUGUUCGAGUGCAACGGCUACGACAUUAUCAGCAAUGUUUCAGCUGCGGAGCUCUUCAAGGAUUUUCCGGAGACCGCCAAGAUGCUGAAGGACAAGGUGCACGUGAUCAAUAUGGAUCUGUAUGUGAAGACGGUCAAAGGCCCUGCAGGGCAUGAUACCUCAUCGCCCGCAACGGAUCCGAAUUCGCCUCUCUACCAGGGGAAGAAUGCGAUUAUGAAGCAUCUUGCCAACACUCCUGUGUUCAAAGAAGUGUGGCAGACCAUUUUUGAUCUUGGGAAUUUUGAGAAGUAUGAUUACACCUGCAAGCUGGACAUCGAUGCUGUGAUCGUUCCGCAGCGACUGUCUGGAAUGCUGGCUUCCAGGCCGGUGCGGCCAGAAUUCUUCCUGAACUCGCUCCAUGACAUGUACGGCAACUUCCUUCAUGGGCCGGUGGAGCUGAUCUCCAAGCUGGGCAUGUACGCGUAUCGCGAUGCCAAGGAGCAAUGCUUCAAAAAGAUCGACGUGCAGCUCUAUGGGGAGGACUUCUGGGCCAACAAAUGCUGGUCUUUGCUUGGAAUUCCUGUGGUGAAAACUUUGGAAAUGCCCUUGCUGUAUGAUGAGUAUGAGUGGGGCAAGUCCGCGUUCCAUCACUGCGACGCUCUGAAUCCUGAUCCAGCUGUCUUCCAUCAGAAUCAGUACUUCGGAGUGUACCACCCCCGGAAGAACAUGGAGGACUGGCUGGCCUGCCGAGAGCAGACAGGAGUCCCCCGGUUCAUCUCAAAGGAUCAAAAGCAUAUGGCAAUUAAGAUGGCGGGCCCUGGACAUCCGGACAAGAUCCUCGGCAAGAUGUUCGAGAUUCCACCCAUGGCAUCAUUCCAAUGGAAUUUGCCGAUCGUGUCCCUCGUGUCCGUUGCGAUUGCAGGUGUUGCUCUGGUAGCCCUCGGCUCCUUUGCUGUUCGGAAGUGGAAUUCGGAGGGGCUGCGGGCGGUUGAAUCUCCCCGGACGUUCACGGCGCUGGAGGGACAGGCUGCAGAAAAGUCAUUGGAAGCUGGCUUGAUCCAGGAGAUCGAGUGA
Messenger RNA from Symbiodinium pilosum, 1149 nucleotides. NCBI's taxonomy places the organism in Eukaryota, Dinophyceae, Suessiales, Symbiodiniaceae. The record is from the annotation of a GenBank genome assembly.